Pseudophryne corroboree (corroboree frog) is the source of this 944-nucleotide messenger RNA. Its product is annotated as protein SSUH2 homolog. The record is from RefSeq and is a predicted model, not a curated record. The transcript is spliced from 10 exons. The coding region runs from base 177 to 506 and encodes 109 amino acids. NCBI's taxonomy places the organism in Eukaryota, Metazoa, Chordata, Amphibia, Anura, Myobatrachidae.
ACGUGUGUGUCCCUCCUGCCGCAUGCUCUAUAAGAUGACAUCUGCUGUCAUUUACAGAUGGAGAAGUUGUGUCCUCUGCUGCAGAUUCUGCUCCUGAACAUGGCGGGAACCUCAAUGUGAGAAAACAUGGGUGGACGGAUCAACCACUGGAGUCAGCCAGCCAGGACCCCCAGGAUAUGGUCAUCGGUUCCCCCUAUAACGCUGUCUGUCUUACCGCCCUCGCCCCUGAACCGUCAGGCCACGUGGCUGGGUAUGAGGACACGGCUAUAGGAGACGGCAGUGGAAAACAUUUACCAGCCCCGGACUGGCCACUGCCUCCGGCCACGGAGCUCUUCCCUGAGGACACUACGUGGGUAUUUCCUGCUAUCACAGAGGAUGAAGCGAGAGAGGCUUUCCUGGAUUACGUCAGCAGCAACACCUGCUACAGCCGUGCGCCAGCUAAAGAGAUGGUCAUCCAGAAAGUCUGCCACGUGAAUGCCUUCAAGGUGGAACUGUGGACUCGGUAGACCAUGGAGCUGCUCCACAGCCCUGGGAGAUCCCAGUAUCCAAGUGUCUGUUUAUAGAUCACGAGAGCCGGCUCCCAGUGCCGCACACAUCCUCUGUGAAGACCUGCGUGCAGUGCUCAGGAAGGAGCAGCAUCAGCUGUACACAGUGUUCUAUAAUAGGAUUGGUUCAGUGUCCGGCCUGUCAUGGAAUUGGCCAACUGCACCCAGAUAUUCUGUGCUACAAAUGUAGUGGAAGGAGACAAAUAACAUGUGAAACAUGUGACGGCUCCCGUGUGAAAACAUGCCCAAAGUGCUCUGGAAAGCAUCAGAUUGAGAACUACAUUCAACUAAGGAUCAAAUGGAAGAAUCACAUUUUAGAAUUUGUAAAUAUUAAUGAUUCUAAUUUUCCCGCUGUACUUCUCAAUAAAGUGACAGGAGAGAUAGUCUUCAUUGCUGAGA